AUGUCGGUCAACGGACUUCAGGCGGAAGUGGGGAACGUGGCGGGUGGGAGGGACGGUCGGAAGGACACUCGGCAGUUGGGAACGGGCGAAGGAUCAGACAAGAAUGGGACCACUACCACCACUGCUGCUGCCAAGGCGCAGACGGCCAAGAAGGCUGCCCUUAAGGGAACCGGCGGCAAGAGGGUGCACAAGAUCCGCACCAAGACCCACUUCUACCGCCCCAAGACCCUCAAGCUUGCGCGUACCCCCAAGUACCCACGCCGGUCUGUCCCCCGCACCCCCGAGCUCGAUGCGUACAAGGUCGUUCAGUUCCCCUUGAACACCGAGUCCGCCAUGAAGAAGAUUGAGGACAACAACACCCUCGUUUUCAUCUGCGACGUGCGCGCCAACAAGAGGCAAAUCAAGGACGCCGUCAAGAGGCUGUACGAUGUUGACGCUGCCAGCAUCAACACUCUGAUCCGCCCCGAUGGCAAGAAGAAGGCGUACGUGCGUCUCUCCGCCGAUGUUGAUGCUUUGGACGUUGCCAACAAGAUCGGUUUCAUCUAG
This is a messenger RNA of Fimicolochytrium jonesii, 546 nucleotides long. Its product is annotated as ribosomal protein L23/L15e core domain-containing protein. NCBI's taxonomy places the organism in Eukaryota, Fungi, Chytridiomycota, Chytridiomycetes, Spizellomycetales, Powellomycetaceae. Gene Ontology annotation, cellular component: ribosome; cytosolic large ribosomal subunit. The coding region runs from base 1 to 546 and encodes 181 amino acids. Gene Ontology annotation, biological process: ribosomal large subunit assembly; translation. Gene Ontology annotation, molecular function: structural constituent of ribosome; rRNA binding. The transcript has 3 exons. The record is from RefSeq and is a predicted model, not a curated record.